This is a messenger RNA of Cutaneotrichosporon oleaginosum, 2690 nucleotides long. RefSeq lists its product as uncharacterized. NCBI's taxonomy places the organism in Eukaryota, Fungi, Basidiomycota, Tremellomycetes, Trichosporonales, Trichosporonaceae. Gene Ontology annotation, molecular function: chromatin DNA binding; RNA polymerase II cis-regulatory region sequence-specific DNA binding; protein binding. The record is from RefSeq and is a predicted model, not a curated record. Gene Ontology annotation, biological process: negative regulation of transcription by RNA polymerase II. Gene Ontology annotation, cellular component: transcription repressor complex.
AUGCCCGUGCACUCGUCAUAUCCCCCGCCUGGUCCAGGCUACCCAAACCACCCUUCUCACCCCAUGAACCAUCCUCAUCAUCACUCGUCCCGCUCCAAUGGCCCACCCCCAGGCAUGCCCGGGGGUGGCCCUCCCCAAAUGGCCGGGCCGGGCCCUCCUCCUAACAUGCCUAUGAACGUGGCCCCACCAGAGCCCAUUGGCCCUCCCAGUAAUGGUCCGACGAUGGACAAUUUGAUCAAAAAUCUGAAAACUGCCAACGAAAACACUUGGAUGCUCAUCGGCGCUGUCAGUGAACAAAUUGCGUCCCCCGACGAUGCCGCCAAGGCAUUUGACCGAGCACUCAAGCACAACCCCAACUCGAUCCUCGCUCUGACCACUGCCGCCAACUUGGCGCGCAGUCGCGACAAGUUUGACGAGGCUGUCGACCUCUUCCAGCGCAUUCUCAAUCUCAAGCAGGAUAACGGGGAGGUGUGGGGCUCAAUGGGUCACUGCUUGUUGAUGAAGGACGACCUUCCCAAGGCCUACACGGCCUACCAGCAGGCGCUUCAUUACUUGCCGAACCCCAAAGAGCCCAAGUUGUGGUACGGCAUUGGCAUCCUGUACGACCGUUACGGGUCGUUUGAGCACGCUGAGGAGGCGUUCUCCAGCGUGUUGAAAAUGGACCCUGCAGAUUUCGAGAAGGCCAACGAGAUCUACUUUCGUUUGGGGAUCAUAUACAAGCAUCAGCGCAAUUACCCCGAGUCACUGAACUGCUUCCGCCGCAUCAUCAAGAACCCUCCCCGCCCAUUGACGUCCUGGGACAUAUGGUUCCAGCUAGGCCACGUCUACGAGCUCGACCGCGACUACGUUCAGGCGCGCGAUGCGUACAUGCGUGUGCUUGGGCACCAACCAGACCACGCCAAGGUUCUCCAGCAGCUCGGUUGGCUGUACCACCAGCCUGGCGCACCUUUUGCCAACCAUGAGCAAGCUAUCGGAUAUCUGACAAAGUCACUUGAAACAGACCCUCACGACGCCCAGAGCUGGUAUCUUCUCGGUCGAGCAUUUAUGGCUGGGCAGCGCUACAAUAAGGCUUACGAGGCGUACCAGCAGGCCGUCUAUCGUGACGGCAGGAAUCCGACAUUCUGGUGCUCCAUCGGUGUCCUUUAUUUCCAGAUCAACCAAUAUCGGGACGCCCUGGACGCAUACUCGCGUGCUAUUCGCUUGAACCCGUACAUCUCCGAGGUUUGGUUCAACCUGGGCAGUCUGUACGAGUCGUGCAACAACCAGAUAACCGAUGCGGUCGAUGCCUAUGUGAGAGCGCAGGAGCUCGAGCCUCGGAACCCCGCAAUUAAGGAGCGCCUCCGCCUUCUCCAAAGCCACAGCUCGCAGCCACUUCCACCUCCCCCUCCCCCUGUGGAUGUGCACCCGUCUCAAUAUAGCGGCGCGCCUCCCAGCGGAGGGUAUGCGCCCAACGGCAGCCAAUCUGGGUCUCCUCCUCCACCUCGCCAUGGAGCCCCUCCUGCUCCUGGUCCACAAAUUGGACAGGACGCGCGUGAGCAACCUCCCGGUCCAGGCCGUGAGUUGCCAUCGCUCCCAACAGACUACCGCGGACCGGAGCCGGCAACGUUCCGGGGUGGCGCAGUUCCCCCGCCGCUCGCUCACGUCGACGAGUCUCGCGGUAGCAUGUCGCGACACGCCCCCUUGGCGCCAAUCGACGUAGAGCGCCCCCCGGAGCCCCCGCGCGACUUGCGGGAGGGUUACCCCGAAGGUCCCAACUUUGCGACUGGCCCGCCUGGCCCCAAUCGCUUCGACCCAGCUCAUGAUGCCCGAGGAGGAUCGCCUCGUCGGCGCCAGGCAGAGCCCGGAGCUGGUUAUCCACCUGGCUAUCCACCUCAGCCCCACCCGGGCUACCGUGACCGCGAGCGCGAAGAGUGGGAGCGUCGAGGCGGUGAUCCGCGUGCCAUGGCUCCUCAUGACCACCGUGGGCCGUCACCACGUCCUGGAUUGCUCCCAGGCGACCCGCGCGCAGGCCCGUCUCGUGAUCCCCGCGACCCUCGCGACCCUCGUGACCCACGUGACCCCCGCGACCCACGCGACCCUCGCGACCCCCGCGACCCCCGUGACCCUCGCGAUCCGCGCGAGUUUGUUCGCUCACCUGAUGGGUACCCUCCCUACGGCGGCGCGCAGUAUGAGCGUGGCGGACCUUACCCGCCCGGCUUCCCUGACCCUCGGGAUCCGCGUGCGCGCGAGCGUUUUGAGGAACACGAGACUAAGCCUCCCAUCGAGUUCGGCAACGGCCGCCAGGCGUCGCUGGCACGCGAGCACGGCGAGAUGCGUGCUCCAUCACCAGCCGCGUCGACAAGCAGCAAGGCAAGCGGGCGUCGCAAGGUGUCUGACAAGCGCGAAGAUCCAUCAAGGAAGAUGAAGAAAGCUCCAGACUCCAAGGGCCGCCGUCUCAACGGUGAGGAGCCUAGCCCGCGUCCCAGCCCCGCGCCUUCUACUUCACGUGUCGCGGCACCCAGCCGCACUGUCGACGAGGGUGAGUAGCACAUUCAUGCCAACGCUAACGCCAGAUUAUGACGAAGGAGUUGAUGCUCUCAUGACACUGCACAAUGAGCGCCGUGCCCCAUCCGUUGCAACGGACAAGGCGCCCAGCCCUGUCAUUGGCACCAAACGUCCCGAUCCGUCGUCCCCGGAAAUGCAGAGUCACA